Molecule: messenger RNA, 741 nt
Organism: Symbiodinium sp. CCMP2592
Lineage: Eukaryota; Dinophyceae; Suessiales; Symbiodiniaceae
Source: the annotation of a GenBank genome assembly
AUGGCUAAAGCACCGAAGAAGGGCUCUGCCGAAGAAGCCAAAGAAAGCGAGGAGGCCAAGAAAGCUCGAAAAAGCGCUGAGGCCCUGAGGGGAAGCGGGGCCAAGAUGGGUUCCUCGGAGCGUGCCCAGUGGUACCGCCAAGAGAAACGGAAGCGGGCAACCGAGUCAAAGAAAAGCCGCAGGACCUUCGCAACGGCAGUGGGGGCCUUGGAAGAGACUCGCCAGACUGGGAAAUUGCAGCGGCUCACGAUACAUGACCCCCCGCGACUGGAUGCUAUGGCAGCCUACGAGCAGCGCUGCACGGAUCCGGACGUUGUGACCAAGGAGAUCAACGGGGAACUCUGCCUCCGGGUCAACAACGGAGGUCUGGAAAAUGUCGUGGACCGCCAUACCGUUGCAGCAUCCGUGCGGCAGCGGACUGACCUUGGCGAUGGCGAGCAGCUUGAUGGUUUCGAAGAGGAAAUCGCACCUCGCAUGAAACGUGCUUCUGACAAGCUCCAAACAGAGCGGCUUCUGUCAGAGCAGCAGGGCAAGCAGGCCUACGUUCCGGCCGUCGCGGUGCGACGAGAUUUGGAGCAAGAGAAGGAAGUUGCUGAGAACAGAGCUGCUGAAUUUCAGCAGCAAGCCUUGGCACUCAAGGAGAAAGCUGAUCAAAAGAGGAAAGAGUUGAAGGAGAAGCAAGCAACCCAGCUUCCCUCCUUGGCAGUGGCAAAGCUCAGCCUCACCAACGCUAUCCACAAG